CAUUACACGCGAAUCGUAAAGUAAACAUUAAAUAAGGAUUUAAUAAACAAACAUUAUACAAAUGUUGAGAUCAAAGAUCAAUGCUUCCCAGAAUCUCCCUUCCCGCAACUAACAAAAACGGCGGUUAGUAAUAACGUCCACUUCAACAAUCACAUUUCCUACAAAAACAAACAUUGUCCACCCAUUUUUUACCAAUACAAUCUGCAACAUUGAAAAAGUUAAAAAUACAACGAUUUUCCAAUACAACUCAACGAAAUGAGCGCAUGCCUAAUGUUAAGGUUAUAUGUCUAAACCGAUUCGAAUUUUGUAAUCAUUGCCGAUGCGUCCACUACACUAACUGGACCAGUUCAAUAAGCACACGAACUCUUUAAGCCGGUGCCAUGGUUCUGUUCGGGGCAUGGGACUACGUGGUCCUUGUCAUCGUGCUGAUGAUUUCCUCCGCCAUCGGGAUCUACUACCGAUUCACGGGUGGCAAGCAGAAGACGAUGACGGAAUAUCUACUGGCGGACAGGAACAUGUCCAUAGGACCUGUGGCGUUCUCCCUGAUGGCCUCAUUCAUGUCGGCAAUCACCCUUCUGGGUGUCUCCAGCGAGAACUACUCAUACGGCAUCCAGUUCGUGGUCAUCAACUUAUCCUAUGGCCUUUUAACACCCGUCGCCGCCUACUUGUACCUCCCCGUAUUCUUUAACCUACAAGCCACCAGUGCCUAUGAGUAUUUGGAGAGACGAUUUGGCAAGUUCUCUCGAGUUGCUGCCUCCCUUUCCUACAGCUUGCAGAUGGUUCUGUACAUGGGUGUAGUCUUGUACGCCCCUUCGUUAGCUUUGGAAGCCCUCACGGGCAUCAGCAAGACCACAGCUAUUUUAUCAGUGGGUCUGGUGUGCACCUUCUACUCAACAAUCGGCGGUAUGAAGGCCGUACUGAUGACGGACGUGUUCCAGUCCUUGCUGAUGUUCGCAGCCGUCUUCAGCGUUAUAAUUUGCGCCAUCGUGGACAAAGGAAGCAUUGCGGAGAUCUGGAGGAUUGCCGAGCAAUACAACCGGACGGAAAUCCUCAACUUCGACCCCGACCCCACAGUCCGGCACACCUGGUUCACCUUAACUCUGGGAGGUGGAGUCACCUUCUUGUCUUUGUACGCCGUUAACCAAACUCAAGUGCAACGUUACCUAACAGUUAAGGAUCUGAAGACUGCGCAAAAGGCUUUGUGGUGGAACUGGCCCAUAUUGAGCGCCCUGAGUUUGAGUACCUCCUUUUCUGGUUUGGCUAUUUUUUCCAAGUACGCCACCUGUGACCCAGUGAUGAAUCACCAGAUCAACAGCACAGAUCAACUGAUGCCCUACUAUGUGGUGGACUCCCUGGGACACAUCCCCGGGUUGUCCGGGUUGUUCGUGGCUGGAAUUUUCAGCGCCAGUUUGUCCACCGUGUCUGCGGCCGUCAACAGCUUGGCCGCCGUCACCAUCGAGGAUUACUUUAAACCUUUGUACAAAAUGAUAACGAAGAAACCUUUGUCGGAGAAAAAUGCGAGUAUUAAAACGAAGAUAAUUGCCCUGGUGUACGGUUUCGUAUGUCUGGCGAUGGCCUUCCUGGCCCAGUUCUUGGGCGGAGUCCUCCAGGCCUCCCUCACCAUUUUCGGAGUAAUAGGAGGGCCUCUCCUGGGCUUGUUUUCGCUGGGGAUGUUCACGACGACAGCCAACGAACUGGGCUCAGUUACUGGAUUAGUGGCCGGCAUGUCACUGGGACUGUGGAUGGCUUUCGGGAGCCCUAAGCCGCCCCUAAAAUCGUUACCUACUUCAACUGAAGGCUGUGAUAGUACUUACUUAUUUAACGCCACAUUGGCGAAAGCUUCAGAAACGAUCGAUGAAAGUCAGUAUUUUUGGUUGUACAGAGUUUCCUAUUUGUACAACGGAGUAUUCGCUCUUAUUUUAACUUUGAUUGUUGGUUAUUUGGCCAGCUAUUUGUUGGUGAAAAUUGGGAAGGUGGAACAAAAGGAACUGGAUCCUAAAUUGUUCGUGCCUCCGGUCGCCAGAAUGCUUGAGAAGUCGCGUCCCAAAGCGUUAAACCUCACCAAUCUUUCAGGGUCUGAUGAAAGUCUGAAAAAUGGUACAAAGAAAGAUAGGAAAUAUUUACAAAUGAUUUUCGCAAAAAAUCACAGACUGAAACUCUUCAUAGUCAUAUUCGCGAUUAACUCCCAGUCGGUUUGGGCAAAUUGUGAGCAAAAUGUGGAGAAAGACAGCUUCAUCUGGGCCGACUACCUGGUGUUGGGGUCGAUGCUGGUGGUGUCUUGUGGCGUCGGGGUGUUCUACGGCUUCUGCGGCAAGAAACAGGAGACCGGGAGCGAUUUUCUUCUAGGCGGAAGUUCCAUGGGCACCUUCCCCAUGGCCAUGUCACUGGCGGCAAGCUUCGUAACGGCGGUGGAACUUUUGGGAAAUCCGGCUGAAAUGUACAGUUAUGGGUCGCAAUUCUGGGCGAUUUGCAUCGCCUUCAUCCUGAUCGUGCCUUUGACGUCGAAAUUUUAUCUACCUGUGUACAUGACUUUGAGAUUAACCAGUAGUUACGAGUAUUUGUCGCUCCGGUUUUCCCCGCACAUUCGUUACCUGGCCAGUGCCCUCUAUAUUUUGCAGAUGGUUUUGUACACUAGCGUCGCCGUUUAUGCUCCCGCCUUAGCUUUAAGUAGAGUUACUGGAUUAGACGUUUAUGUGGCGGUAACAAUUGUGUAUAUAGUUUGUAUAUUUUAUGCUUCUCAGGGAGGAAUGAAAGCUGUAAUAAUCGCUGACACAUUCCAAGCAAUAGUACUUAUAGGUUCACUUCUGACCAUCGCCUAUAUUGGUGAAAAGUAUAUUGGAGGAACUGGUCCAUUAUGGUCAGAAAAUUACAAUUCAGGACGACUAGAAAUAUUCAAUUUAAAUCCGGAUUUCACAAUAAGACACAGUUUUUGGUCCGUUGUUAUUGGAGGAACUUUUUAUUGGAUGACCAUGUUUUGCUCCAACCAAGCCUCAAUUCAAAAAUACUUAUCGGUAGAAACAAUAGGACAAGUCAGAACGGCACUUUGGACGUCUUCAUUCGGCUUAAUUCUAAUCUACACAGUCAAUUUUUACACAGGAAUGAUAAUGGUAGCCCAUUAUAAGGGUUGCGACCCUUUAACUUCGGGUCAAAUCGAAGCUUCAGAUGAAAUAUUACCCUUUUACGUAAUCACCAACAUGGGUCACCUGAAAGGCAUGACUGGCUUUUUUGUUGCCGGCAUAUUUGCAGCCAGUUUAGGAACCGUGGCGUCCGCCUUGAACAGCUUAGCAGCAGUAACACUUCAAGACUUCAUAUUCGGUGCCUUUAAAAUCCACAUUGCGGACGGCAAACAGGCGUUCUGGGCGAAAAUAAUUUCCGUAGUUUACGGAGCCAUCAGCUUCGGCUUGGUGUUCAUUGUAGCACAAUUGGGUAGUGUGAUGCAAGUAGCAAUCAGUUUUAACGGUAUGGUUGGUGGGGUGACCUUAGGGCUGUUUUCUUUGGGGAUGUUCUUCCCUUGGGCGAACUCAAAAGGUGCCAUGUUUGGUAGCAUUGUAGCCUGUGCACUUAUUUGUUUAAUGUGUCUUGGACAACAAGUUUUAAUUGCUAAUGGUACACUGGAGGCGGACAGAAAACCGACGACUAUUGAAGGAUGUUCCUGUUUUAACACCAGUUUGAUACAAUCAGAUCAAAUUAUUGAGGAAAAUAGUGAGGAGUCGUUUUUCCUGUACAGAAUUUCGUACAUUUGGUACUCGAUGAUAGGAUUUCUGACAACUGUUAUCAUGGGAAUGAUAGGGUCGUUCGCAACCGGUCAUCAAAACCCUAAAGAUGUAGAUGUGGACCUAAUUUCACCACCUGCCUUUAAUUUCUACAUGUCUUUGUCUGACAGAACUAAGGACUGGCUCAAUUUACCUCUAAAGCGCAACAGCAACAAAGAAAUGCCGUUAAAAGUUACAGUUAACGGCGAAGGAAAAAAAGAUGACGACCCUCAGGAAGUCAAAAGGAGAAAAUCUGUACCCGCCUAAUUAUGUACCUUAAUUUUAUUUACUUAAACAUAUUAUUUAUUACUUUUAUAUAUAAAUAUUAAUAGA
Messenger RNA from Aethina tumida (small hive beetle), 4085 nucleotides. RefSeq lists its product as uncharacterized. Gene Ontology annotation, biological process: transmembrane transport; sodium ion transport. NCBI's taxonomy places the organism in Eukaryota, Metazoa, Arthropoda, Insecta, Coleoptera, Nitidulidae. The record is from RefSeq and is a predicted model, not a curated record. The coding region runs from base 381 to 4019 and encodes 1212 amino acids. Gene Ontology annotation, molecular function: symporter activity. Gene Ontology annotation, cellular component: membrane. The transcript has 19 exons.